AUGACUGAAGUAAACUUGGAUUCCAUGUUGACUCCAAGAUAUUUCAUUCCUCAUCAUUGCGUACUAAAACCAGAUAUUACAACUACUAAACUUCGAGUGGUGUUUGACGCAUCAGCCAAAACUACAUCUGGACACUCGUUGAAUGAUUUAAUGUAUAACGGACCGACAGUUCAAAGUGAACUCUUUUCAAUUCUGCUCCGUUUUAGGCGACCACGGUUUGUUUUUACCACAGAUAUCGAGAAAAUGUAUCGUCAAGUUUUGAUAAAUUCUGAAGAUCGACGCUAUCAACUUAUCAUUUGGAGAAGCAGUCCAAAUUCAACGAUUCGUUAUUAUCAGCUAAACACAAUUACAUAUGGGACUCGAGCAGCUCCUUACCUAGCAACAAGAUGUCUGCAAAAGAUAGCAUCAGAAAACAAGGUGAAUUAUCGAUUGGGAGCUCAAAUCCUGUGUGACAAUUUCUACGUUGACGAUGGGCUCGGUGGAUCAGAUAGUUUAAUUACGGCUAUUGAAGCUCAAAGACAACUAAUUCAUAUUUUGAAGAAGCAUCAUUUUUGUCUUCGGAAAUGGAGUGCAAACCAUCCUCAACUUUUGAAAAACAUUUCUCAAGAUGAUCAAGAGGUAAAUCUAGAUUUCGAUAAUAACGAAUCAAUCAAAACGCUGGGAUUAUUUUGGUUGCCCAAGGCGGAUUUAUUUGGGAUUAAGGUCAAAAUGGUUACUGAAGGUAUAAUCACGAAGAGAGUCGUUAGUUCUGAUUUAGCUAGACUGUUCGACCCACUUGGUUUAUUAGCGCCAGUAAUAAUCAAAGCAAAGAUUUUCAUACAACACUUAUGGCAGUUGAAAUUAUCUUGGGAUGAACCACUUCCUACAGAUCUUCGUACAACAUGGUCAACAUUUAGAGAAAACUUAAGUACUCUUGAAAAUCUUCAGGUGGCAAGACAUAUCUUCAGAGGCGAAGUUCCAUCAUCAACACAGCUACAUAUUUUUGCUGACGCAUCUGAAAAGGCAUUUGGUGCUGCAGCAUAUGUCAGAGCAAUUUUAAGGAAUGGUAGAAUAAUAGUGCGACUAUUAUGUGCAAAGUCAAGAGUAGCACCACUCAAAAUACAAACGCUACCGCGACUAGAGCUAUGUGUGGCAGUCUUAGCAGCGGAACUCUCAGCAAGAGGGAAAAGCGAUCUUCAAGAGAAGGACCAGCCGGUAUUUUUGUGGACUGAUUCAGAAAUUGUGUUGUCUUGGAUCAACUCACAGUCCUCAUCAUUUCAAACAUUUGUAGCUAACAGGGUGGCAAGAACUCAAACUUCAACUCUGUGUCCGCAGUGGCGACAUGUUAGGUCAAAGGACAACCCAGCUGAUGUGUUAUCCAGAGGACUUUCAGCAAGGGCGUUGUCAACAUGUGCACUUUGGUUUCAAGGACCGUUCUUUUUGCAUGGAAGGCAGGAAGUAUGGCCACCAAGGUUUUCAUCAUCAUUACAAGUUCCAGUCGAUCUGGAGAAGAAGAAGGUUGUAGCUGUAGCAACUCAAAGCAAUGACGCAGAUUUCAUAUGGAGGAUUCAGCACAAGAAUUUAUUUAAGACGUUACAAAAGAUAGUAGCAUAUGUUCUUAGAUUCACUAACAACGCAAGAAAAUCAAAGGAGUCACGUGCCACACAUAUAGUACUUAGUGCCAACGAAUUGGAUGCAGCAUUAAUAACUAUAAUAUGUCACAGUCAAGGUACUGAUUUUGACCAAGAAAUCAAACAACUGAAAAAACAAGGUCAUGUUGAUAAAUCUAGUUCAAUCAGUAGUUUAUCUCCAUUCAUUGAUAAUGCAAAUGUUCUUAGAGUAGGAGGACGCUUCGAAGCCUCAUCAUUACCAUACGAUUCUAAACACCCAAUGCUGAUCCCAUACAAUGAUCCAUUGGCAAAAUUAUUAUUCGUGAUGUUCCAUGAAGAAAACAAACACUGUGGCCCGCAUGCACUAUUGAGUACAGUCCGACAAUUAUGCCAACAAAUUAUGGGGGAUCUACCAGAAUCAAGAUUAACUCCUGCAAGACCUUUCAUUAAUGCUGGUGUAGAUUAUUGCGGAUCAUUUUGGAUCCACUACAAGGUGAGAGGCAAAAAGCCAACAAAGGCAUAUAUUGCUGUCUUUUGUUGCUUUUCUACAAAGGCGGUACAUCUGGAAUUAGUGACCGACUUAUCAACAAAUGCUUUCAUUGGAGCAUUAGAACGAUUUAUAAGCGCCAAAAACCAGUUAGCAGAAUUAGAAGAAAGCAUUUAUUCUAAUGAAGGACAAGAAGCAAUAAUCUCUGCCUGCAGAACCACAGGAAUAAAUUUUCAUUUUAUUGCACCAAGGGCUCCACACUUUGGCGGUUUAUGGGAAGCAUCCGUAAAGUCCGCAAAAUAUUUGUUACUACGCAGCGUUUCAACAGCAUCAUUGACGUAUGAAGAACUCGAAACAGUAGUGGUGGAAAUUGAAGCGAUAUUAAAUUCACGACCAUUGACUCCAAUGUCCAAUGAUCCAACUGAUUUGACAGCAUUAACUCCAGGACACUUAUUAAUUGGUUAA
Messenger RNA from Teleopsis dalmanni, 2541 nucleotides. RefSeq lists its product as uncharacterized. The coding region runs from base 1 to 2541 and encodes 846 amino acids. The record is from RefSeq and is a predicted model, not a curated record. Gene Ontology annotation, molecular function: nucleic acid binding. NCBI's taxonomy places the organism in Eukaryota, Metazoa, Arthropoda, Insecta, Diptera, Diopsidae. The transcript is spliced from 2 exons.